Coniophora puteana RWD-64-598 SS2 is the source of this 459-nucleotide messenger RNA. RefSeq lists its product as uncharacterized. Lineage: Eukaryota; Fungi; Basidiomycota; Agaricomycetes; Boletales; Coniophoraceae. The transcript has 2 exons. The record is from RefSeq and is a predicted model, not a curated record. The annotation marks the transcript as partial.
ACCCGCUUCGAAUCGAUCCGUAAUGAGCAAGCGGCAAAGGGUUUGAGUCCAUAUGGGCCGUUCAGGGACCAGGAAGAGUGGGACCUCUCGCGUUGGCUCAUGCAGAACGUCACGCAGACGGCCGUCGACGAGUUCCUCAAGCUAGACAUCACGCGAAACCGUACUCAGCCGAGCUUUACCAGCUCGUACACAUGGCUCAAAAAGAUAGACGACCUGCAUGUUGGUCCUGAUGGACGUCGACUCAGCCCUGAGUGGCAAUGUGUCCGCGUGUCAGCCACUGGAGACAAGAGAGCAGAAGAUGACGAACCGGAUGAGGACACGUUUGAGAUGUGGAUGCGCGAUCCGGUGGAGGCUGUUCGUGAGCUGAUAGGCAAUCCAGCUCUCAAGGAUCACCUAGCCUAUGCUCCUGAGCGUGUCUACAUGGAUGCUGGCGGGCAGAACCGGAAGCUAGAUGAGAUG